CAGCAACAGAAGCUACUUGCUGGGAGGAUGAAGUUCCCUUGCUGUUGACAGAAUCUGAAGGAUGCAAGCCUCUUUCUCAUCUCUUUGCUCCUUCUCUCUGUGGCCAGUGGUACCCUGAAGAGGAGCAGAAGCAGAGCAGGUCUUGCUGAUGGGCACAGCCGAGAUGGAAGAGGAAAGGCGGAUGAGCUUCCAGCAGGAGGAUCAGGACCAUCACUUGGGCCAAGGGGAUCCAGAAGAGGAGCUCCAGACUGUGGCGUGGUACCAUGAUGGUCUCACUCGUCAUGCAGCAGAGGCCCUUCUUCUUUCCAAUGGCAGUGAUGGAAGCUACCUCUUAAGGAAGAGCAAUGACAAAACUGCACUUUUUUCUCUGUCAGUAAGAGCAAAAGAUUCCGUAAAACAUUUUCAUGUGGAGUACACUGGGUCAUCAUACAAAUUUGGCUUCAAUGAAUUUGCCACCCUGAAAGAACUGAUCAAACAUUUUGCAAAUCAGCCUUUGAUUGGCAGUGAGACAGGCACUCUGAUUGUACUGAAGCACCCGUAUCCCAGAAAAGUGGAAGAACCUUCCAUUUACGAAUCUGUGCGAGUUCACACAGCAAUGCAAACAGGAAAAACAGAAACUGACCUCAUCCCCAAUGCACCCUCGUUAGGCACAAAAGAAGGCUACCUAACAAAACAAGGCAGAAUAGUCAAGAACUGGAAAACUAGGUGGUUUACACUUCACAGGAAUGAACUGAAAUACUAUAAAGACCAGACGUCCACAGAGCCAAUCAGAGCACUCGACUUAACAGAAUGCUCGGCCGUACAGUUUGACUAUUCACAAGAUAAAGUUAAUUGUUUUUGCUUAGUAUUCCCACUGAGGACAUACUAUGUGUAUGCAAAGACUGGAGUAGAGGCAGAUGAAUGGAUCAAGAUAUUACAAUGGAAGCUGUCACAGAUAAGGAGAAAAGCACGCCAGCGUGAUGCUACUCUCAGUCUGUAGCUAUUUCUGUAUCAAUUCAGACCACACAGAGGUCUAUGUUGAUUCAUACCAAUGCGUGAUGAAACCCAUCAUGGAGGACAAAAGAAUUCCUGUGCCAGUUCAAAUGAGAAAUGCAUGCAGUCCAGCAAUCUUUCUCCAGCACACCCACCAACAUAGCCCAUAUGCAUCCUACUGCAAAACUCAUGAGCAAGGUGGAGGUGGCAUUCUUGUUCCUUCUCAUUAUCUGUUAAUCUGGAGAUAACCAGCUUUGAAGAUGGAUUUUCCAUUUUUAGCUAAUAGACACUCAAGAAAUCCUGUGCCCUGUUCAUUUAUUUAACCCUAUUUUAUACUUAUUCUAGCCAUGGGUCAUCUGUAUAUCUCAAUGUGACAAUGUUUGUUCACAGUGACCACAAGCAGCAGUUCUUGUAUAUUCCAGUUUUACAGUGACACACCAGAUCCUACUGUAUAAGCCAUUUUAAUGCAUCUGCAGAACUGAAUGAAUUCCAAAUCCCAUGGUUGGCUUAAGGAGCUUGGAUAUUUUUAUAGCAGGAGCCACUCAAUGAAGAUAUUACAGACUUGGCAACUUGUGUGCAUGCUUCCAGCCAUUUUCAAAAUUGUAAGCAAGCAUAAACAUAGAAAAAAUGUCAGGUACCUCCCUUGCUGGAUCUUAAGAGGAGCCCUGCUGGAUCAGACCAAAGUCUUAUUUAGUUUAGCCUCUUGUUCCUCAUGGUGGCCAAACAGAUGCUUAUGAGAGAUCCAAAAUAAAGUAUGGGUUUGUGUUACUGUACAUGUGGGGCAUACUAUUAUGUGCCAGUAACUCCAAAUCUUUCUCACACAGCUUUAUAGGGCAGUGUUAAGGUAUAGAAAGUCACAACUCUUGAGUUUGAAAUAUUAUGAAAGCACCUGACAGCAAAUACAGUUGCCAGUAUGCACUCAGCAAAUAUCCUCCAUCUGUAGUUGAGUGGGUAUGAUUACUAGGAGUAUUAAGAACACUCAUCUAAUUGCCCCAUGCAACAAGACAACUGUUAGAUGCUCUAUCAUAGUAGUUAAGAGUUUAUUUUGUAUUUUUUAAAACCCUUGUGAAGACAAUAUUUUAUUGUGUUUAGUAUUUAACAUGGCUCUGUCUUUGUAGAAGAACAUUUCAAAAUCUAAGUACAGUGAGCUGAAGUGUGUAUAUACAAUAGGACCACUUAAUGGAAGGAAUUUGCAGAUGUUUUGGAAAGAACUGUGUUAUGCAUUUUGUACUUUUACUGUAUACUUUCUAAUAAAUAGAAAACAAUUAAAA
Messenger RNA from Sceloporus undulatus (fence lizard), 2243 nucleotides. RefSeq names its product dual adaptor of phosphotyrosine and 3-phosphoinositides 1 (gene DAPP1). The record is from RefSeq and is a predicted model, not a curated record. The coding region runs from base 149 to 979 and encodes 276 amino acids. The transcript is spliced from 9 exons. Lineage: Eukaryota; Metazoa; Chordata; Lepidosauria; Squamata; Phrynosomatidae.